Messenger RNA from Lepisosteus oculatus (spotted gar), 7544 nucleotides. It is a transcript of the gene nrp1a, whose product is annotated as neuropilin 1a. Gene Ontology annotation, cellular component: focal adhesion; plasma membrane; axon. The record is from RefSeq and is a predicted model, not a curated record. Gene Ontology annotation, molecular function: vascular endothelial growth factor receptor activity; semaphorin receptor activity; vascular endothelial growth factor binding. Gene Ontology annotation, biological process: axon guidance; vascular endothelial growth factor receptor signaling pathway; neural crest cell migration. Lineage: Eukaryota; Metazoa; Chordata; Actinopteri; Semionotiformes; Lepisosteidae.
CGCUGCUGAUGAACUCGAAGUUAUACUCGUAGCGCAGAGGAUUUAACUGUACAUUCACCAGCCUUUGUAAGGAGACGCGUGUAUGAGAAACUGCUGACCUAUAGUCAAUGACAAUGAAGUUUCAGAGAGUAUUAUUAUUAUUAUCAUGUGGCAAAAAAAAAAAACAACCACGAAGCGCAUAAAUUAAACAGUGACAUUUUUGACAACUGCAGCACCAAUGUCACCCAGCUAGCUACCGCUGCGUGUCUGGCAAACCUGCUGUCAGACCCCGGCUUGCGGAGGCAAUCCCAGCCGGCAUAAAGGGGUGUGACCGAGCCGGCUACAGCAGACACACCGCGAACUCUUCCGGCGCUCGCACAUCGUACAAAAGCAAUGACGUGUAGGAGAACUUCGUUUCAUUCUUCGGAGGAAGAAAGCAACGACGACUGCCCUCUUCUUCAAGUUCCCUCCGAGGGGGCUUGGUUUUAAUGGGCAGUUUUCACUCCUCGUCGAGGCGAUUAGGAAUGCGAAGCCGGAUCUUUCGGCAGACCCUCUGCUCAGUCCGAUAGAGCCUCUUGAGCGAGACUCGGCGAGCAGCGGCAGCACCUACAGCGGCUGGUGGGGCGCGCGCGCGUGUAUCUGUGCGCAGCAGCUUUACUCCGCGCUAUCUGAUCCUGCCAGAAAGGGAAAUAUUUAAGAGGCGAAGUGGCUUGGCUCACGCCGUCUUCAGAUCCUUCCUGUGCUCCUUUUUUUUUUUUUGACCGCCUUUGGAGUUUUUAGAUUUUCGUUAAAUCUGCUCCCUCUGGAGGAUUGUUUUAUUAUGUGUCCCAAGCACUGAAAUCGAUUAAUACGGUUCCCGCUUCGAGUUGACACUCACACUGGAUAUUGAUUCGUAGACCUGAGCAGAAGGAUUGCUUCUCGGCUUGCUCAUCAUUUACAAGGGGGUUUGGAAAAAAAAAACGGGACUUUUUUUUUGUUUGUUUUAUUGGCUUAGACUUCUUGACUAGGAAAUGGCAACGCCAGCGCCCGGGAGAGGGACAAGUCUGGGGAAGGAGAGAGGAAAUCAGAGCUAAAUGACAGGAUGCAGGCGACCUGAGACACAAAAAGACGCAUUUCUACAACGUUGAGACAUUUCUUUCUUUUCUUUGCUCAGGCCAAGCAGGAAGAAAGAAUACCCGACCAAGGAUCAUUAAGGAGUUCUGUUUUCUGUUUUUUAUAUAUAUUUUCUUUCAUCAUGAGGAUUCAUUGUGGAUUAGUGUUUCUCCUUUUAACCGGAAUCGUCCUAACUACCAGAGCUUUCAAAACUGAUAAAUGUGGGGAUAAUAUCAAAAUUACAAGCCCUAACUACCUUACUUCACCUGGGUACCCAAACUCCUAUCAUCCGUAUCAGAACUGCGUGUGGGUGAUACAGGCUCCAGAGCCUUACCAGAGGAUUCUAAUCAACUUUAACCCUCAUUUUGAUCUCGAAGACAGAGAAUGCAAGUACGACUAUGUGGAGGUGCGGGAUGGAGGCGAUGAGAACGCCCAGCUGGUGGGGAAGCACUGUGGAAAGAUCGCUCCCUCUCCAGUGGUGUCCACGGGGAACCAGCUCUACAUCAAGUUUGUCUCCGAUUACGAAACACACGGAGCUGGAUUCUCCAUCCGCUAUGAAGUCUUCAAGACAGGGCCAGAGUGCUCCAGAAACUUCACCACAACAAGCGGGGUUAUCAGAUCCCCAGGGUUCCCCGAGAAGUACCCCAACAACCUGGAAUGUACUUACAUGAUCUUUGCCCCCAAGAUGGCAGAGAUUGUACUCGAGUUUGAAAGCUUCGAGUUGGAACCUGACACCACCCCUCCUAUCGGGGUGUUCUGUCGCUACGAUCGGCUUGAAAUCUGGGACGGAUUUCCUGGAGUGGGUCCAUACAUAGGACGAUACUGUGGACAGAAUACACCAGGACGCAUCCAGACUUACACUGGUAUUCUUUCCAUAACCCUCAACACGGACAACGCCAUAGCCAAAGAGGGCUUCUCUGCCAACUUCACUGUCAUCGAGAAAACAGUACCGGAAGAUUUCGACUGCAUGGAGCCACUGGGGAUGGAAUCCGGGGAGAUUACUUCAGACCAGAUUGAAUCCUCAUCCCAGUACAACUCAAACUGGUCACCGGAGAGGUCUAGACUGAAUUACAAUGAAAAUGCCUGGACUCCAUCAGAAGACUCAAGCAAAGAGUGGAUACAGGUAGACCUUGGUUUCCUGCGCUUUGUCUCGGCCAUUGGAACACAAGGAGCGAUCUCCAAGGAAACCAAAAAGGUCUACUAUGUGAAAGCUUACAAAGUGGACGUGAGCUCCAAUGGAGAGGACUGGAUCACUCUAAAGGAAGGCUCAAAGCAGAAGAUUUUCCAAGGGAACACAAAUCCAGCAGAUGUUGCCAAGACGAUGCUGCCAAAGCCAACACUGACGAGGUUCAUUCGCAUUAGGCCUGUGUCAUGGGAGAAUGGCAUAGCCAUGCGGUUUGAGGUGUACGGCUGUAAAAUCUCAGAGUACCCUUGUUCAGGGAUGCUGGGGAUGGUGUCGGGUCUCAUCACCGACGCCCAGAUCACAGCCUCCUCCUACGUGGACCGGAACUGGGUGCCGGAGAACGUGCGCCUGCUGACGAGCCGCUCGGGCUGGGCUCUGCCAUCGCUGCCCCAGCCAUACACCAAGGAGUGGCUGCAGGUGGACCUGGGCGAGGAGCGGCUGGUGCGCGGCCUCGUUAUCCAGGGGGGCAAACACCGGGAGAACAAGGUCUUCAUGAGGAAGUUCAAGAUCGGCUACAGCAACAACGGCUCAGACUGGAAGAUGGUCACGGACGACAGUGGAAGCAAGCCAAAGAUUUUCGAAGGGAAUUCGAACUAUGACACCCCGGAGGUGCGGACUUUUGAGCCUCUUCGAACCCGGUUCCUGCGGGUCUACCCUGAGCGUGCCACAGCAGCUGGCCUGGGUCUGCGCCUGGAGAUCUUGGGCUGCGAGGUUGAAGCUCCCACUAUUGCUCCUACCACAACGACCGUGAGUCUCCCGGAUGACUGUGAGGAUGACCAGGCGAGCUGUUCCAGUGGCACAGGUGAUGACUACGACGUGACAGCAGGAGGCAGUGUUAUGCCGACAGUGGUGCCUACGGAAGUUGACACUGAUGACAUUCCAGAUUUCCUGUGGUUCAACUGUGACUUUGGCUGGGCUCAGGAGUCCACAUUUUGCACCUGGGUCCCUGAAAAAGAGGCAAAUGUUGAGUGGCAGAUACAGUCUGGUGGGACACCCACUCUUAAUACGGGACCUAACCAGGACCAUACUGGAGGAGGUAACUUCAUGUACACUUUGGCCAGCGGCUCUCAGGAGAAUGGGGUGGCUCGACUGGUGAGCCCAAGUGUGUCAAGCCAAACCACGGAACUCUGCCUGUCCUUCUGGUAUCACAUGUUCGGAUCUCACAUUGGCGUCCUGAGAAUCAAGCAGAGGAAGCAGACGGCCGAGGGCACGGCCGAUGUGCUGCUGUGGACUGUCAGCGGGCACCAGGGCAACCGCUGGAGAGAAGGCCGGGUUGUCAUGCCACGUUCGCCUAAGCCCUACCAGGUUGUGAUUGAAGGUGUAGUAGAGAACAAAAGCUGGGGAGACAUUGCAGUGGACGAUUUAAAGAUACUUCAGGACAUUGACAUGGCCGACUGCAAGGACCCUAAUUUUCCAACAGAGUCUGGAGAACCAGAUGAUGUCUACAAUGAAAUUGUAGAAGACUAUACCAUGGAUCCUGACUCCACUGGGGAACAUGAAGACAAUAAUGGGAAUAUGCUGAAGACCUUAGAUCCCAUUCUUAUUACUAUCAUUGCCAUGAGCGCCCUUGGAGUCUUUCUGGGAGCCAUCUGCGGGGUUGUCCUCUACUGUGCCUGUUCCCACGGCGGAAUCUCGGAGAGGAACUUAUCCGCCCUGGAGAACUACAAUUUUGAACUCGUGGAUGGAGUCAAACUAAAGAAAGACAAACUCAACAUACAGAAUUCCUAUUCGGAAGCAUGAGUGAAGGCGUGGAGCCUGGACAAGACUUGUAGUUUUUGAGGUGGCAAACAGGAAUGCUGGUGGUCUUUCAAAGAGAGAGAAAGGAUUGCAGGGUGGUGUGGGACUAUGACUGAGCCAUGCUUUUCUCAGGAGCUACAGUGAAAGAAACCUAUGAGCAGGGGACACUGUGUACAAUAAUUCAAAAUAUGUACAGUCAGAUUAUUAUUAUUUUUUACUUUUUAUUUUUCAUUUUAAUAAUCGGAUGCUGGUUUUGAGACCAAUUAAGAUGACGUUUAAAGUAUUUAUCAUUUUUCUGGAAGGAGAUUGUUCAUUUUAAAGCAUAACGCCCUUUACUUUAUUUUAAACAUGUAAAAACCCAAAAUGAACCAUACUGACAAAUAUGUAGUAUUGCCCUCCUAGGGGACAUACACUGUGUCUCCCCCAGGGCACUGUGCUUGUCAGCCCAGGUAUGGUUCCUGCAGUGCCUUUAUUACAUCUUUGUUGGUUUCUUUUGUUGAUUUUGGAGUUUUACAUCCCUUUAUUUCUAAACACUAGAGCAAAAUGACAUGAGGUGGGCGAGUCAGAGAUAGCUGGCUGGUAUUGACAAGACCCACGUGUGUUGUAUAUAAGGUUAAUAUAUUUUAAUGCCCUUUUUAAAAGCUGCAGUAUCCCUUUUCCAUGGCUGUGUGUUAUAGGGAAUAAUUGUUUGAAUACUUGAUAAAAAUUUUGUUCGUUUUAGGGGUUUUUUUGCUUAAUGAAGAAGUGCAUCUGUGGAUUUUGUGCAUCUUGUAUUAUCUCCCUGACAGUACAUUAGGAGUCAGAUUGUUAGAGUGCACGAUUAAGGAUGUGUGUCUUCAGAGUAGAUGAAAUUGAAAACUAUUCAAAUGAUUUAUCAGACAGAAAGUAUGCCAAACAGCCAACUGCAUUAUAUUAUGAGUUGCACCCAGAAAAAUUAUUCUGCAAUGUGAAUCCUGCUAGGGUAUCUUCCGAUAUCAAAACAUCUGCGACCACUUUAUUUUCCAAUUCUUUCUUCAGCCAUUAUUGACAAAUUGUUUCAAUUUAAGGUAUCUGUGAGCCCAACAUAUCUACAACAAACUACAUCUGGUUCAGGUUAGUUUUAUUAUGGGGUUGUGUUGCUAGGAAACUACUUCUUUAUGUGCCUAUUCACAACAGAGAAAAAAAGGUCAUUUUUCCAUAUUCAGUGUUGCUCAUGGUAAUUCUGAACCCAUAGCUGAAAAACCCAGACUGUUUGUGCUCUCAUCAAUUUUUGUCUCAGUGUAUCAAAUAAUUUGUACCUCCCACAAUCUCAGUGUCGUAGGCGAGCUCUAUGAAGAAACGCUGCCAGAUUUCAUUUUACUGUCACAAUGAAGGAGGAAUGAAAAAUGUCUGCCAGAAAAUCAAAAAAACAUUGGCCUGCCUUCACUUCUGAUUAGCUAUCCAAAUGCUAACCCUGUAGUGCCCAAUUUGAAAAGUCCAAAAUUUUCUGGGUUUGGUCAAUUGUACAAGUUUGGUUGGUUUUGAUGUGAGUUUUCGUUUCACAGAAAUGUAAAACUUAACGAAAAGUUAAGAAGAAAGCAGAGUAAUCUAGCCAAGGAUAUACUCUUGAUAGGAAAAUAAAUUUAAGUACUGAUUGCUGGUAAAAAUGUAGGUAUGUUCUCUGUUAAAGCCUGUCUUUCGUGUCACAUGGUUAACUAAACCUAAAGUGAGUAGAAAGACAAAUCUAUAAUAAAUACAUACGAGAAUAAAUCUAACAGAUUUAGGUUAAGAAAUGGAAUAUACAGUAGUAGUAUUUGUAUUAAAAUUGGUAUCUUACUACUAGUUUAUUCUGUGUGUUUACUAAGGGUCAAUAACUUAUAUUGUUAAGGUAAUUUACAGUCAAUGCAGGUGUAUGAAAAGACCAUGCAUAACUAAUACAUCAGUGGUAACUCUCAGAGGUUGAUUUGCAGAAAUGUUCACUGUGACCUAACAUAUAGUAUGUUUUGUCAAUGCAGCAGUAAAACAAACAUAUCCAGAAUAUGACAGUCUUUACCUCCACUUACCACAUUUUACCCCUGUCUAGUACCCUCACAGUUUCAGUCUUCAUUUCUCCAGCCAUGAAUGUGUUACUUGAAGAUGUAUGAUUAUGGUUGGCAAAGAAAAUCAAUGAACAGGGCAAGAGGUGUUUAAAGUUUUAAUUGGAAAAUAAAUAUGGAGCAAAUGGUCUGGUUUGUGGAUCACAUGACACCCCCUUAAGGCCACAAUGUACAGAACAAUGUUGUAAAAAGAAAACAUAGUUGGUCUCCAUUUUUGGUGUGCAUGUUCUGGAGUAUUUGUCAAUAUAGAUUUUCUGUCUCUGUUAUUUUCUUGAUAUCCCCCCAUUUAAUGAACUGUAAAGGUUUGGUUUAUUAACUAGAGAAAAAGGAUACUGUAGCCUGAAAGAAAAAGAAACAAUGUUGCACUGAAAAAUAUAUUUAAGAAGUUUAUGUGUUUAUAAUAUUGAUUUGUAAAAACAAAAAACUAAAAAAAAACAGUGUUACGAUUUUUUUUCUUUUUAUAUGGUUUCAGAUUAUGUGAUAUAAUUCUGAAAUGUAAAACGAAUAAGAUGUUUUCAUUAUUGAAAAAAGGUAUACAAAUUUCCUAUAGUAAUGUUUCCAUUUUACUGGUAUAUUAUUGCUUUGUUUUGUACUGUCAUAAACUUUUGUGCAGAUUUUUUUACAAAAAAAAACUUUUAUUUUCAAUACUGCUUCUGUAAUUUUGCUGUUGUAGAAAGAAAUAAAAAAACAGCAAGGCCUUAACUUUAAAUAACGUUUGUACUCUGACACAUUGGACCGUCUCAAGAGUUCACCUGUAUCUGUUCUUAUUCUUUACUCUGAUCUAUGACUACUACAUUCCAAAGAUUCAGCUUAAAUAAAUGUUUUGUUAAGAUGUGGCAUUUUUUAUUUGCUGUCUUCACUGCUGAACUUGAAGAGCAAAUUUGAAAUAGGAAGGCAAUUCUCAAUGCCAGCAGCACAGGGUUUUGACUUUGAAAGCGAUAUCAACCAAAGACGUGGCUGGCUUCCUCUUCUGUUUCUGUGUAAGUGGAUUUUUCCUGACAAAGAUGCUCUGGUUUUGAAGACUUGGGUAUCGCAUUGUUCCUGUCAGAGUUUUAUCCUUUCUGUUAUCACAUUCCCCUUUGGACUGCCAAUCAUCUUCCUCGAGGAAUUUCAAAACCACAAAAACAGUUUGCCAGAAUUUUGGAGGAGGAAAAACUCACAAAAGCAUCUUCUCACACUCCGUACAGGAUUAACUCUUAAAAACAUUGUCUGAAUGUGGACUUCUUUUGCUGAAUUUGGAAGGUUAUUUGGAAGGCAAACAAUGACACGUCGACCAACGCAAUGAAGUAAAUGUGUACACAAAUGAACAUUUUCCUCUGGACGGUAACCAUUUUACAGUGAUAAAAUGAGCAGGUGUUGCCCACCAAAAUAUUUUCCGUUGUAUGGUGGAUUAGCAUAGCAUUUCUAUAACUACAAACUACUCUGGUAACAUAACUAGGGGGUUAAAAUAAUGGACUUACAGGUGUUUUCUUCUGCAAUAAUAAAUAUUUGUUCCAAAA